This is a messenger RNA of Sus scrofa (pig), 2498 nucleotides long. Its product is annotated as ATPase family AAA domain-containing protein 3. Gene Ontology annotation, molecular function: zinc ion binding; ATP hydrolysis activity; ATP binding. The record is from RefSeq and is a predicted model, not a curated record. NCBI's taxonomy places the organism in Eukaryota, Metazoa, Chordata, Mammalia, Artiodactyla, Suidae. Gene Ontology annotation, cellular component: mitochondrion. Gene Ontology annotation, biological process: mitochondrion organization.
CCUGCGCAGAGUCAGUGCCGCCGGCUCCCGGCGCGUGGGGGCUGCACUUCGCUACUCGUGUCUACUCGGCUUCGGAUCCUUGAGCCUGCGGCGCCCGGUGCUCACUGGCCAUGUCGUGGCUCUUCGGCAUCAAGGGCCCCAAGGGCGAAGGCGCUGGGCCGCCGCUGCCGCUGCCGCCUGCGCAGCCCGGGGCGGAGGGGGGGGACCGCGGCGCAGGGGACCGGCCGGCGCCCAAGGACAAAUGGAGCAACUUCGACCCCACGGGCCUGGAGCGCGCGGCCAAAGCGGCGCGCGAGCUGGAGCACUCGCGACACGCCAAGGAGGCCCUCAGUCUGGCACAGAUGCAGGAGCAGACGCUGCAGCUGGAGCAGCAGGCCAAGCUCAAGGAGUACGAGGCCGCAGUGGAGCAGCUGAAGAGUGAGCAGAUCCGUGUGCAGGCUGAGGAGAGGAGGAAGACGCUGAGCGAGGAGACGCGGCAGCACCAGGCUAGGGCCCAGUACCAGGACAAGCUGGCCCGGCAGCGCUACGAGGACCAGCUGAAGCAGCAGCAACUCCUCAACGAGGAGAAUCUACGGAAGCAGGAGGAGUCUGUGCAGAAGCAGGAGGCCCUGAGGCGAGCCACCGUGGAGCGGGAGAUGGAGCUUCGGCACAAGAACGAGAUGCUGCGGGUGGAGGCCGAGGCACGCGCCCGGGCCAAGGCUGAGCGGGAGAACGCCGACAUCACCCGAGAGCAGAUCCGCCUGAAGGCGGCUGAGCACCGCCAGACCAUCCUGGAGUCCAUCAGGACGGCCGGCACCCUGUUUGGGGAAGGAUUCCGUGCCUUUGUGACAGACUGGGACAAAGUGACAGCCACGGUAGCCGGGCUGACGCUGCUGGCCCUGGGCGUCUAUUCUGCCAAAAACGCCACGUCUGUCGCGGGCCGGUACGUGGAGGCGCGGCUGGGGAAGCCCUCCCUGGUGCGGGAGACGUCUCGGAUCACGGCGCUGGAGGCGCUACGGCACCCUGUGCAGGUCGGCCGGCGGCUCCUCAGUAAGCCUCAGGACGCGCUGGAGGGCGUUGUGCUCAGUCCCAGCCUGGAGGCCCGCGUGCGGGACCUCGCGAUCGCCACCCGGAACACCAGGAAGAACCGGAGUCUGUACCGCAACGUCCUGAUGUACGGGCCACCCGGCACCGGGAAGACGCUCUUCGCCAAGAAACUGGCGCUGCACUCGGGCAUGGACUACGCCAUCAUGACGGGCGGGGACGUGGCCCCCAUGGGGCGGGACGGUGUCACGGCCGUGCACAAGGUCUUCGACUGGGCCAGCACCAGCCGGCGAGGCCUCCUGCUCUUCGUGGAUGAAGCGGACGCCUUUCUCAGGAAGCGAGCCACUGAGAAAAUAAGCGAGGACCUCAGGGCCGCCCUGAAUGCCUUCCUGCACCGGACGGGCCAGCACAGCAGCAAGUUCAUGCUGGUCCUGGCCAGCAACCAGCCUGAGCAGUUUGACUGGGCCAUCAACGACCGCAUCGACGAGAUCGUGAGCUUCGACCUGCCGCGGCGAGAGGAGCGGGAGCGCCUGGUGAGAAUGUAUUUUGACAAGCAUGUUCUUAAGCCAGCCACAGAAGGAAAGCAGCGCUUGAAGCUGGCCCAGUUUGACUAUGGGAAGAAGUGCUCGGAGAUCGCAGAGCUGACGGAGGGCAUGUCCGGCCGGGAGAUCUCCCAGCUCGCCGUGGCGUGGCAGGCCAUGGCGUACGCCUCCGAGGACGGAGUCCUCACCGAGGCCAUGAUGGAUGCCCGGGUGCAGGAUGCCAUCCAGCAGCACAGGCAGAAGAUGCAGUGGCUGAAGGCCGAGGGGAGCCAACCACCCGUGAGCGCCUGGACCAAGUGAGCUGGGCCUGGACGUCUGGGGUGCACUGGCCAGGCAGCAUCACCAAGAGGAAGGACCCAGGUGCCCAGUCUACCAGCGGCCCUGGGGACACUGCACAGCUCCCCUGCUCCCAGACUUUUCAGUCUUCGCCAGCCAGAGCCAGGGCAACACUGGAGGCCUCUGCUCGGACCAGCUGUGCUGUGCACCUUGCUGGUGUGUGUGUUGGGGGGGUUCCUAACUCCUCCAGCCCCCCAGGCUGUGCUGGUGCCGGAGACAGGCUGGGGCCACUCCAGGACAUUCUUGGGAGAUGUCUCUCUGAGCCAGGCUCAAGUAGGGAGAAGGCAGUGCCCCCCAUGCCCAGCAGCCAGGCUGGUAGCACGGUUUCUGGGGCAGGUGCUGGCUACCGCAGCUGUGACCAGCAGUAAGGGGCGGAAGCCCCCCUGCAGCCUGGUGGGAGCUGGCCACCACCCACCUGGGGAGAAGUGUGCCCACCCCGGGCUGUGGCCCUGGAAACCCAGGGGCUGAGAAGCAAUCCACUGACCCACCAGCCAGGGACAUGAGUGUCCAGGGAACUGCCCAGCCCAUAGAAGUUGCAGCUCUCCUUUAUCGGAGUUGGGAUCUUUUUAUCCAGAAUCUAAUAAAAAGUGGCAGUUC